AUGGGCCCAGAGAUCACCUCCGUGACAAGUCGCGCUAAGAAGCCGUACGUCAGGAAGAAGGACAUUAUAUUAUUGUUGUGUAAAUAUGGGGGGGGCGGUCAUGUAGACUUUGAUGAUUUCUGCGAGUUAAUGGGGCCAAGGAUGCUGGCUGAGACUGCUCAUAUGGUCGGGCUGAAGGAGCUCCGCUGCGCCUUCAAACAAUUUGAUUGUGAUGGGGAUGGAAAGAUCACACAUGAUGAGCUGAAGGAGGGCAUGAAGAACCUCCUGGGGGAGAAGUUAAAGAAAGGCGAACUGGAGGAGAUCCUCAGCGACAUUGACCUCAACAAAGAUGGCAGCAUUGACUUUGAUGAGUUUGUUAUGAUGCUUUCUGCACGAUGA
Molecule: messenger RNA, 378 nt
Organism: Notothenia coriiceps (black rockcod)
Lineage: Eukaryota; Metazoa; Chordata; Actinopteri; Perciformes; Nototheniidae
Product: calcium-binding protein 1
Exons: 4
Coding region: 1-378 (125 amino acids)
Cellular component (GO): cytoplasm
Molecular function (GO): calcium ion binding; calcium channel regulator activity
Source: RefSeq, a predicted model, not a curated record